This is a messenger RNA of Naegleria lovaniensis, 1842 nucleotides long. RefSeq lists its product as uncharacterized. Gene Ontology annotation, biological process: cilium organization; microtubule-based movement. The record is from RefSeq and is a predicted model, not a curated record. The coding region runs from base 1 to 1842 and encodes 613 amino acids. Gene Ontology annotation, cellular component: axoneme; ciliary transition zone; kinesin II complex. The transcript has 2 exons. NCBI's taxonomy places the organism in Eukaryota, Heterolobosea, Eutetramitea, Acrasida, Naegleriidae. Gene Ontology annotation, molecular function: kinesin binding.
AUGGCAUCGGGUGAGGAAUACAUUUCAAUCGAUCAGCUCGAUAGCUAUCUUGAGAUGUUCUAUGAGCACGGAGACUUGACUCCGAAGGUCAAAGCGUCCUACUACAUUAUGAUGCUCUCGAAAAAUCCUGUAAAUUUGCAGUAUUUGGUUUCUCAUGAACAACUACUGAACCUUUUAGCAAGAACACUCCGAGAAGAAGGAAAGAAGAGCAUGGAUCUGAUGAUCAAUAUCCUCUAUGUUUUUUACAGCUUUUCUCACUUCUCACAAUUUCAUGAAAUAAUUACAAAAUUUAAAGUGGGACUGGUAGUCAUGGAUGCGAUUGCAUACGAAGAAAAACGAAGAGAAAAAUUAAUCCAAAAGAAAGAGAAGAAAAUGGAAGAGCAGCGAAAGGUUGGAGAAACCAUCACAAAACAAGAAAACUUACUCUAUGUUUGUUUUAGGAUUUUGUUGAAUUUGGCAGAAAAUAUUGAAAUUGAAAGCAAGAUGAAAAAGAGAGGUCUUAUACCUCACCUGGUAAAUGCAUUAGAUGCUGAAAAUCCAGAAUUGUUGUGUGUCUUGGUCACAUUCUUACGAAAAUUAAGUGUUUUCCAGGAAAAUAGGACUGAAAUGCUUGAGGCUAACUUAUUGCAAAAGGUUUCAUAUCUCUUUCAAUUCGAAAAUGCUAUUCUCUUAAACGAGACGAUUCGAUUAUUGAUAAAUAUGACUUUUGACUCCAACUCACGAAAAGCAGUCCUAGCUGUCACUCCAAAAUUAGUGGAGCUAUUAAGAUUUCCUGAUCAUUUUGACUUUUGUAUAAAGCUGCUGUAUCAAUUCAGUCAAGAAGAAGAGUUUUCAAGCUAUAACUGUGCUACUGAAGCGCUUCCAUUCAUAAUACUAGAGUUUGUAGUAGAAUAUCCUGGCACCAGAGUGGGAAAAGAAUUAAUUGCGCUAGCAAUCAAUCUAUCAUGCAUAGAAAGUAUUGCAACAAAGAUGUGUCUCCACAACAAAGGACUUUCUCGGCUUAUGGAUAGGCUUGUACGAACAAGAGAUCAACACCUUGCCAAAAUGGUACGAAAUAUUUCACAACAUCCUCAAUUGGGGCCUCAGUUUAAACCAUAUGUAAAUGAUAUUUUAGGAAUGUGUUCAAUUGCCGAAACUGAUGAUCUAUUGGUAGAAUUAUUGGGAAUACUUGGAAAUAUGAGUAAUUCAAAAUCCUUUUCAUUUGCGCAGAGCUUUAGACAAUAUGAUAUUGUCACUUUUUUGUUCAAUUUGCUUAAGAAGGGAACCAAAACAAGAACAACCAUUGUCAACGCCUUGACCAAUGUACAAGGUGACAAAGAUGAUGACAUCUUGUUGGAAGCAAUCAUACUACUUGGAAAUGCUAUAUCAGAUGAGGAGACUGCUGUGCUAAUAGCCAAAUCUCCAAUUAUUCUCACUCUGUGUAAUAUUUUCAUCGAAAAGCAAGAAGACGAUGAAAUUGUUCUGCAAACUAUGUAUGCCUUCUACAAAAUGUUGUUAUUUAAUGCAACUAGAGAAGGUUUAAUGAGUCAACACCAUAUCAUCAAGGUAAUCAUUGAAUUGUACCAAGAUGAUAAUGAAAAGAUUGCGUCCACAUCGGAAACCAUGUUGGACAUUAUAUCGGAAUGUGAUGAACAAUGGACGGAUAUCAUCAAGCGAAAGAGAUACUUCUUGUACAAUCACAAGUGGCUCGAAGAAGUUGCCAAUUUACCUUUACCACAAGAAAUUGGGCAUGUAGAUGAAGGAGUUCCAAUUCAAGAGAGCGAUGAACAUGAAGAUGAAAUGGCACACAUGGUUGACAUGAGUGAAAUUAGUGAAGACCUGGAGGUUGGCACACUCCAUUGA